Messenger RNA from Closterium sp. NIES-65, 2094 nucleotides. The record is from the annotation of a GenBank genome assembly. NCBI's taxonomy places the organism in Eukaryota, Viridiplantae, Streptophyta, Zygnematophyceae, Desmidiales, Closteriaceae.
AUGGUGGCAUAUCCCUUUGUCGUCAGAUCUGCGGACGUGACGAUAAGGAGCGUGACGCUCGAAAGAGAUUUUCUGGGUAUGAACGCGUUUGGCGUGGAGGUGUACAUGGAGUGUGUCAACGAUAAUGUGAAGAUUACGCUGCCAGGAGUGGCAACGAAAGGCGUCGCUGUUAACUACACCGGUCAAGAGGCAUGGCAGCCUGUGAUGAAGCUGAACCCGGGGGAGUGCAAGAGGUGCACCGUUUAUCAAAAGAAGAAGGCUUUUUUUGGUAUCCCUGCACCGACGGCUCAAUGGACCACCUGCUACGCCAACUUCACCACCGUGAAUCCUAACCCCCCUAUGGGCUCUAAGCUCCAAGCAGUGCAGCCCAGCACAGGGUUCGUAACGUUCAAUAGCCCCACUCAGCUGAUUGCCGUGCUGGCUUGCCCUGACUGCAACCAGCCUUCGCCUCCUGAGGCUGAUUCGUCAUCGCCUCCUGCCGACUCCUCUACUGGCAGCAGUACCAUCAAUGCUGCGGAAUCUUCCUCCACUUCCUCCUCUCCUCCCACCUCCACCGCGUCUGGUGUGCCCAGCAAUGUCACCUCGUGGAUGGCUGAUGCCCCUACCACUGAGGAGGGCAAUUACGAUGUGACCAUGUACGUGGCGAUUGGAGCGACGCUGCUGUCUGUGGGGGUGGUGCUGUUUGUCGGAAUCUUAGUGUUUUAUUUUUGGCGCAGGGCGAAGGUGGCUCAGAAGGAGGCGGACAUGUACAGGGACCAGGCAGAGAAGAGUCUGGAGAGAGGUGCAAGUGACGGGGGUGACCUUCCAGUCUCUGGGGAGGCUAGGAGAACCCCAUUUCCGUCGCCAUUCCUCUCACCCCUCUCAUCGCCCACUAUGCUAUCCUCGAGUUCGCCAAAUCGCCCACCCGUCUCCCUUUCCGUCGCGCGUCACGUCGCCAUCUCGUCGCCCUCUUCGUCGCCCUCUCUCCCCUCCUCUCCUCCCGUCGGCCUCUCUCUCGCCCCUCCCUACCGAUCGCCCUCUCUCUCGCUCCUCCUCCGAAUCGCGCUCUCUCUCCGCUCCCUUCCCGUCGGCCUCUCUCUCCGCUCCCUUCCCGUCGCGCUCUCUCUCUCCGCUCCCUUCCCCUCGCCCUCUCUCUCGCCCCUCCCUUCCCGUCGCGCUCUCUCUCUCCGCUCCCUUCCCGUCGCCCUCUCUCUCGCCCCUCCCUUCCCGUCGCGCGCUCUCUCUCUCUCUCCGCUCCCUUCCCAUCGCCCUCUCUUUUGCCACUCCCUUCCCGUCGCGAUCUCUCUAUCCGCUCCCUUCCCAUCGCCCUCUCUCUCGCCCCUCCUACUCGUCGCGCUCUCUCUCUCCGCGCCCUUCCCGUCGCCCUCUCUCUCGCCCCUCCCUUCCCAUCACGUUCUCUCUCUCCGCUCUGCCCUCUCUCUCGCUCCUCCCUUCGAAUCGCGCUCUCUCUCCGCUCCCUUCCCGUCGCGCUCUCUCUCUCCGCUCCCUUCCCAUUGCCCUCUCUCUUUCUGCUCCCUUCCCAUCCUCCCUUCUCGCUCGCCUCGAAUAGCCCUCCCGGCGACCUUCGACUCUCCCAUCACGUAUGCCCUCCUUUCUCCGUCGCCUCUCACGUUCUCCCUCUGCUAUCGCGUUAGCGUGACCCAUUCCGUACUCUGUUAUUGUGUUUGGUUUGUUUGUUUUUUCUGUCUUUCCAUCUAUUCUCGACACCCUCUCUCCCGCCGCCUAUCCUCUCUCCCGUCGCCUAUCUUUUCUCCCGUCGCCCUCCCGUUUCUCGUCGCCCUCCUGUUUCCCGCCCCCCUCCCGUUUCCCGUCGCCCUCCCUUUUCCCGUCGCCCUCCCGUUUCCCGUCGCUCUCGCUUUUCCCGUCGCCCUCCCGUUUCCCGUCACCCUCCCUUCUUCCGUCGCCCUCCCUUUUCCCGUCGCCCUCGCGUUUCCCGUUGCCCUCCCGUUUCCCGUCGCCCUCCCGUUUCCCGUCGCCCUCCCGUUUCCCGUCGCCCUCCCGUUUCCCGUCACCCCCCUUCUUCCGUCGCCCUCCCGUUUCCUACGCCCUCCCUUCCCGUCGCCCUCCCGCCUCAAGUCCAAGGCAGCACAUUGA